Messenger RNA from Klebsormidium nitens, 1527 nucleotides. The record is from the annotation of a GenBank genome assembly. NCBI's taxonomy places the organism in Eukaryota, Viridiplantae, Streptophyta, Klebsormidiophyceae, Klebsormidiales, Klebsormidiaceae.
CGCAAAUGUUGGCAGUGCAAUCUGGAGUCUUCGUCUUUGUCAAUCUCCAUAGAAAGCGGGGACUCUGAAGAAGAUGGCUGCUCCUUUUGGCACUUAAUAUUCAUCUCUCCCUAUAGCAUCUUGGUAAAUGAAAGCUUGUGAGGUCAAAAGUGGCCGGGACUGUCAUAUGACCGACCAGAACAAAGGCGCUACUUUACCUGCAAUUGAUGAUUUCGCAGAGGAAGGUCACAGGCUGAAGUCCAAGAUUCGCGUUGCAGAAGCUCAACAAUGGCAGUCGCACGUCCACGGUGGUGGUCGAUGAACAAAAGGGCAUCAACCUUUUGUGAUCCUCUGGGAUGUCAUCAGAGUCUCCUGCUGUUGUUGGGAGCUGUGAUGGUCCUUCUUGCGCUAUUUGGCAAAUUUGGCGCCCUCAGUAGCUCACAGGAGCUGCUUUCCGUUGCUUUUGGUGACCCGGCCAAGUUCAUUCUCCCUUGUAAUUCUAGCGCACCGUGCAAGCAGAGUGUAGCAUGGGCGGGCUUUGAUGAAGCUAGCAGGAACCUGGCCCGAGACGCCAGAGAGGCACUGGGAGUGUGGCGCAAGCGUGGGGGUUUCAGCACGCAACAGGUUGAGGACGCUUUGGUCACGUGUCGGCAGCGGUUGACGCACGCGGCCUGCACUCGCUUUGCCGUCCAAAACGGCACGCUCGUGAUUCUCAGUAGUGCGGGCCACCCGUUUGAACAAGUCUGGGUAGAUCAACUCAUGUACCUCAACGAGCGGCACGGCCUCCCCGAGCAUUUGGACUUUGUGAUCCACUACGCAGACAACCCGGUUAUGAGUAUCACUGAUCCUGAGGCCCCAAUCUUCGCGUCAAACACGCAUGUUGACAGAAUAGAUGUUGGGUUGCCUGGGUUCUGCCGUGACCAAUUUGAUCUCACUGGUUCAAAGGCCGCGAGGGCGCGGCAUCCUUGGAGGGAACGCAAGAACAUGGUUGUUUGGAGAGGGACGUGUACCGGAGGCUAUCCGACGCUGGAAACGUGGCGGGACUUUCCUCGUGUCAAGCUUGCCAACUUCACGAGCAAUUACCCCGAGUAUUUCGACGUGAAGCUCGUCAAGGCAUGCACCGGAUGUCCCGAGGAGAAUGUCUACGACGAAAUGGCGAAAUUCAUACCCACCACAGACGUCCACAUGUCGAGGGAGGAGUUGCGGACUUACCGCAUGAUUCUGGAUAUCGAUGGAAACGCCUUCAGCAACCGCCUCCGCUGGAUGACUAAGGAAAAUUUCCUGAUCUUCAAGGUCCAAACACCACACUCUGAGUAUUUCACGAAGUAUUUUCGUGAUGGUGAGCACUUGUACGAGGUAAAAUCGGACUUUUCGGACCUGGUAGAGAAGGUACAGUAUGCGUUGGAACACGAAGAAAAGACCCUAGCAAUGUUGGAGGCCGCUGCUAGGCAAAGUCAUCUAUAUCUUGGAAGGGGUAUGUGGGAAUUCUAUUCUCUUGCACUAUUUCACGAGUACAUGGAACUUUUUAAUAGAACAGGUGUGACGUGA